This is a messenger RNA of Eruca vesicaria subsp. sativa (arugula), 351 nucleotides long. NCBI's taxonomy places the organism in Eukaryota, Viridiplantae, Streptophyta, Magnoliopsida, Brassicales, Brassicaceae. The record is from the annotation of a GenBank genome assembly.
AUGGCUCCGGGGGAGCCCGCGUGGCUCGUGGGUGGCUCUGGGGGAGCGCGGCUCUGGCUCCGGGGGAGCGCGGCUCCGGAGCGCGGCUCUCCGGGGGAGCGGGAGCGCGGCGGAGCCCGGGGGAGCCCGCCCGGAGCCGGCUCCGGUCGCUCCGGGUCCCUCCGGGUGGUGGGCGAGAGUGGCUGUGAGUUGGUCGCUCGGGAGUGGGCGUGCCCAGGCAGGAUAUCAUUAGGUGUACCGUAUCUUGGCAUCAACCCACCACCUUGGAUCCAGACUAGCGGCGAGUGUGGCGAAUGUCUGUAUCGGUCAGAGUACGCCGGUCACCAGACGCUCGAAGAGUCCAGAUUUUAA